AUGGAUGUCACGGGUGCGCAGUCGGAGCGUUCUUACCUCAAGCAGAAGCCCAUCUUCGAGAACAAGAAGCGUGUUCUCGGCCAGCGCGCCAAGUCGCAGGACCUCCGCUUUGUCAAGAGCGUUGGUCUUGGCUUCAAGACUCCCAAGGAGGCUCGUGAGCUCAAGUACAUUGACAAGAAGUGCCCCUGGACCGGCGAUGUCAGCAUCCGCGGCCGUCUGCUCACUGGUGUUGUGAAGACCCUGAAGAUGCAGAGGACGGGUAUCAUCCGCCGUGACUACUUGCACUACAUCAAGAAGUACAACCGUUUCGAGAAGCGCCACAAGACCCUGCCCGUCCACGUGUCGCCUUGCUUCCGUGAUAUCGCCGUUGGCGACCAGGUCACCGUGGGCCAGUGCCGCCCUCUCUCCAAGACCGUGCGAUUCAACGUGCUGCGCAUUGCUAAGAACAGCGGUGGUAGCAAGAAGUUCUCCAAGUUCUAA
Molecule: messenger RNA, 480 nt
Organism: Monosiga brevicollis MX1
Lineage: Eukaryota; Choanoflagellata; Craspedida; Salpingoecidae
Exons: 4
Coding region: 1-480 (159 amino acids)
Biological process (GO): translation
Cellular component (GO): ribosome; cytosolic small ribosomal subunit
Molecular function (GO): structural constituent of ribosome
Source: RefSeq, a predicted model, not a curated record